This is a messenger RNA of Antrostomus carolinensis (chuck-will's-widow), 2067 nucleotides long. RefSeq names its product NIMA related kinase 5 (gene NEK5). NCBI's taxonomy places the organism in Eukaryota, Metazoa, Chordata, Aves, Caprimulgiformes, Caprimulgidae. Gene Ontology annotation, molecular function: protein kinase activity; ATP binding. Gene Ontology annotation, biological process: protein phosphorylation. The record is from RefSeq and is a predicted model, not a curated record. The annotation marks the transcript as partial. The transcript is spliced from 19 exons.
AGACACUGCUUUAAGACAAAGACAUCAUGGAUAAAUAUGAAAUCAUUAAAAAAAUUGGAGAAGGAUCUUUUGGUAAAAUAUUCUUGGCAAAAGGAAAAGUGGAUAAUGAACAGUGUGUUAUCAAAGAGAUCAAUUUAACUAAGAUGCCUGUGAAAGAAAAAGAAGCCUCUCAGAAGGAAGUAAUUCUUCUGGCCAAGAUGAAGCAUGCAAAUAUCGUAACCUUCUAUACUUCUUUGCAAGAAAAGAACAAGCUAUAUAUUGUGAUGGAAUACUGUGAUGGUGGCGAUUUAAUGAAGCGCAUAAAUGUGCAGCAUGGAGUGCUGUUUGACGAGGACCAGAUUCUGAGUUGGUUUGUGCAAAUCUCCUUGGGCUUGAAGCAUAUUCAUGACAAGAAGAUUUUACACAGAGAUGUAAAAGCACAGAACAUUUUUCUUAGCAAUAAUGGAAAGGUAGCAAAGCUUGGGGACUUUGGCAUAGCAAGACAGUUGAACAGCACUAUGGAGUUGGCCCACACCUGUGUAGGGACCCCCUAUUACCUGUCACCUGAGAUCUGUGAAAAUCGACCGUAUAACAAUAAAACAGAUAUUUGGUCUCUUGGCUGUGUCCUUUAUGAGCUAUGUGCACUAAAGCAUCCUUUUGAAGGCAAUAGUUUGCACCAGCUGGUGCUGAAGAUCUGCAGAGGACGUUUUCACCCAGUGUCUCCCAACUAUUCAUAUGAUCUGAGGAUAUUAAUUUCCCAGUUGUUUAAAAUAUCUCCAAGAGAUCGACCAUCUAUCAACUCUAUUCUAAGGAAGCCCUUCUUGCAGAAGCUUGUUCUCAGGUAUUUGCCCCCGGAGAUCACACCGGAAGAGCUCAGUCUUCUGAUACACGGAAAAAGGCCUUCAGCAUCACACUCUGGAGCCAAGCUGAGACAAGGACAUAUACUUCAAAAAAGGAGGGUCCAAGACCAGGUUUCUCCAGAAUCUGGAAUGGUGGUGCCUGUGCAGAAACAGGAAUUAUUUCAAAGAAAUGAAUGGAAACCUCCUUCAAGAGGGCAACAGCCUAUUUUUCAGCCCCAGAGCUACAGAUUGAAGAUGGCAGAAAGACCAGAGAGUACUAGAGUACAUGGCCAUUAUGGUCAAUACUAUGAUAUGCUUGACAACUUGCAGAGGAAAGCUAAUGCACAUUAUGACUUUUCUUGUAUCAACCCAAGAGUUGAGGAAUACUAUAAACUAAAAGGACAAGUUGCACCUCCACCCCCACCACCCAACUGGCCUGCAGAAUAUCUUCAAAGACGUUUUGAAGCCCAACAGUACAAGAUUAAAGUGGAAAAACAGCUGGGACUGCGACCAUCCUCUGCUGACCAAUAUCAUGCCCAAAUACUGCAGCAGAAAAUAAAGGAAGAGCAUCUCAAAACCCAUCAGCAGGACUUGGCUAGAAAGAAUGAAAUGAAAGAACAGGAGUACCUGAAACAAUUGCAGAGAAUUCGGGAAGAAUACCACAGCGAUAUAAAAGAAUUCAGAUUUAGAGCAGGAGUACUCCAGAACAUGGAAGAAAACCUUAAACAAGUUAGACUCCAGGGCAGGCAGGACCAGAAAAUUUUAGAAGAGAAACGUAACACAAAGGGAGGAGUAAAGUUUGAAAUUAAUUUAGAUGUAUAUGUUCCUGAGGAAGACAGCAUUCAAGAAGCAGAGGUACUAGAUAAACUCAAUGAGACUUUAACUUUUGCGGGUGGUGAGAAUCUUAAGGAGAAACUGGUGGAAGUUUAUGAAGAUCAUACAGACAGAGCUUUGGAAGAACUACUUGGAUACCAAACAGAGUCCAAUGACAUAGAUGAUACAAAAGAAAACAGAAAACAGUGGCAAGCUGGAGCCCCUCACACACUACUGAAUUUUUUAGCUGAUACUGAUGUCACAUCUGUAUGUCCCACUAUGGCUGAAAAUGAACUUGCUGACCAGGCUAUUCUGCCUGAAGGCAUCCUGGAAAAGAGGAAGCAGUGGAAACAAACACCACCAGGGACACUCCUGAACAUCUUAGCAGAAGCAGAGUUGUCUAAUGAUUCCUUCAUCGAUCUUGAAGAAGAAAAAG